AUGGCAGAUGUUGAAUCCGCAGUAGCGCCCCAGAGCGGUUUACCAUCAUCGGCACUGGAAAACUGGGGGGACAUUGACAAAGGUCUGCCCCUCUUUGAAGCAUUCAAAGUGCCCGGUCAGCAAGACACCGUCAAAUUCGGCCUUCCCUGGUCUUCUUCUUUCCCUCUGGGUCUCAAACCAACCAAAACAUUGACUUUGACCGAGAGCAUCGAAGCCGUUCAAAGAUUCACCCGGUCAGGUGACUUGGUUAAGCUGAUCGGGCAGCAUGGUGGUGCAGUGUUGAUCCGCGGAUUGCCCAUCAAAACGCCUGACGACUACAGCAAAGUGGCAUACGCAUUUGGAUUUCGCCCUCAUGUUGAGGUUGGAAGACCUCCUUUGAGGACUGUCUUAGCACCAAAUGUUAAAACGGCAAACGAGGGGCCACCCGAGCUCCCGAUUUGGCCGCAUAGCGAAUACGGUUGGUCGACGAUCAACCCAGCUUGGCUUACGUUUAGUGCCCUUCAGAUCCCUGAGUCUGGCGGCGCAACUCCCAUCACAUCAGCAAUCUACAUUGCCCAUGAACUUCAACGCCAAUCACCAAAGUUUCUCUCGGACCUUCUCAACAAGGGCGUCAAGUACGUGUACCGCUAUACGGUAAACCCGCUUGUUUCCAACACUGGAACGAGCGUUCGGGGCGCAUACGGACAAGAGGUCGCCGACGGAGACGACGAAGAAACGGCCCGGAGGAAGAUCGAGGCUGAGGUUCGCCGUCACAGUGACCGCUUUGAAUGGCAUGAUGAUGGGAGCCUUAGCGUGACACAUAUCGUCCCUGCCAUUCGCAUCCAUAACCCAACUGAGUCUACGGUAUUCUUCGGGAAUGUCACUUCCGCCUGGGGGCGGAGUAGACAUCAUGGUGCGACGAGGCCACCGUUCCGCGGCGAUGACGGGUCCUAUCAUCCGCCGCCGACAUUCGGUGACGGCACGCCGAUUGACGUCGAGGACUUGGACUUGCUGCUGAAACUCGCGGAAGAGGGUGCCGUAGAUGUUGAGUGGGAGCAAGGAGACUUGGUUUUGCUGGACAAUUACGCGGUCAUGCAUUCGAGGAAGCCUUGGGAGGGGGAGCGCCAAGUCCUGGCUGCGCUCUGGGACGAUGACGGGAGGAUCAGAGAUUUUCCAGAAGGCUUAGAGUUGCUGAAGGGAAGUCCGAGAGUCCCUAGGACGGACUCGGGCGAGACUGUCGGAUAG
Messenger RNA from Colletotrichum siamense, 1224 nucleotides. Its product is annotated as Clavaminate synthase-like protein. The transcript is spliced from 6 exons. Gene Ontology annotation, molecular function: oxidoreductase activity. The record is from RefSeq and is a predicted model, not a curated record. Bases 1 to 1224 code for a protein of 407 amino acids. Lineage: Eukaryota; Fungi; Ascomycota; Sordariomycetes; Glomerellales; Glomerellaceae.